AUGUUGCGAUUUACUCGUCUUUUUCGUGAGAUGGCCCCAGAGCUGCAGCUGGAGUACAUGCCAGUACUAUUUACGAGGACGAUCCUAGGACCGCAGGGAGGGUUUGCAGGUGAGGAGCGGCUUGUCAAACUGGAGGUGGCGCGGAAGUAUAUGGAAGCGGGCCACGCUGUAACGCCCACGGAGGAACUUCGUCGCGGGUUGUGGUGCUACAAUCCCGACACUGACAAGUAUGACUGCUUUAUCGAACGUAAUGAAGAGUUCCUCGAUUUUGCUGCACGGAAGCGGCAGUGGCUCGACGUGUAUUGGCGGGUGAACACAGGCUACCUGCUCUUCGGGCGGCAGUCUUGGGGACAGGGCUUUCUCAUUAACUGUCCACUUCGCAAGAGGGAUGUUGCACAGAAGCUGUGGGAGCAAUACAAGGUGCGUAUAGACCCUCGUCUGAUAGAAUUCCGUGAGAAGGACCGGCGAACGGGCAUACAAGAGUUGGGGCACAACUGGUGCUGGCUCUACCUACCCGGGGCAGAGGAGUUGGGCAUUAACCGUGAAGUGUACGAUAACAAGCGGGUAAAAGUAAGAAUACAUGUGCGCAAAAUGAACUCCAUGUUCGCACUUUAUUAG
Molecule: messenger RNA, 618 nt
Organism: Trypanosoma brucei brucei TREU927
Lineage: Eukaryota; Euglenozoa; Kinetoplastea; Trypanosomatida; Trypanosomatidae
Exons: 1
Coding region: 1-618 (205 amino acids)
Source: RefSeq, a predicted model, not a curated record